Messenger RNA from Mytilus californianus (California mussel), 563 nucleotides. RefSeq names its product 40S ribosomal protein S15-like. Gene Ontology annotation, biological process: translation; ribosomal small subunit assembly. NCBI's taxonomy places the organism in Eukaryota, Metazoa, Mollusca, Bivalvia, Mytilida, Mytilidae. Gene Ontology annotation, molecular function: structural constituent of ribosome; RNA binding. The record is from RefSeq and is a predicted model, not a curated record. The coding region runs from base 58 to 510 and encodes 150 amino acids. Gene Ontology annotation, cellular component: ribosome; cytosolic small ribosomal subunit. The transcript is spliced from 5 exons.
UACACGCUUCAAUUCUACAUCCGUUUCUUUCUUUUUCCGGUUUCACAACACAUCAAAAUGGAAGUAGACGAAGUUGCAUUGGCAGAAAAGAAGAAGAGGCGUACCUUUAGAAAGUAUGCCUACAGAGGUGUUGACUUGGACCAGCUGCUUGAUAUGUCAAAUGAGCAGCUGAUGGAAUUAUUUCCCUGCAGAAUUCGUAGAAGAUUGUCCAAAGGUUUAAAGAGAAAGCCAAUGGCACUGAUUAAAAGAUUAAGGCAGGCAAAAAAAGAAGCUGGACCUCUGGAAAAACCAGAAGUUGUGAAAACUCAUUUACGUAACAUGAUCAUUGUCCCAGAGAUGAUUGGCAGUAUCAUUGGUGUAUACAAUGGUAAAACAUUCAACCAAGUAGAAAUCAAGCCUGAGAUGAUUGGACAUUACCUUGGAGAAUUCAGUAUCACAUACAAACCAGUAAAGCACGGUCGACCAGGUAUUGGUGCCACUCACUCUUCAAGAUUCAUUCCUCUGAAGUGAAAACUGGACAUUGUGAUGUGAAAUAAAAAAAUUAAAAAAUAUUGUCUUAUUUA